Molecule: messenger RNA, 3048 nt
Organism: Frankliniella occidentalis (western flower thrips)
Lineage: Eukaryota; Metazoa; Arthropoda; Insecta; Thysanoptera; Thripidae
Product: semaphorin-2A
Exons: 15
Coding region: 486-2642 (718 amino acids)
Biological process (GO): negative chemotaxis; neural crest cell migration; semaphorin-plexin signaling pathway
Molecular function (GO): semaphorin receptor binding; chemorepellent activity
Source: RefSeq, a predicted model, not a curated record
GAGCGGAUCCAGUUCAGUGUGCGGCCAGCCGCUAGCCGAGCAGGGGACCGCCACGCGCGCGCAUCCCCGUCAGCACCCUCACAUUGUGCAGUUGCUGUUGUGCCGUUCGACGUCAAGCCGAUUCGGCGAACCCUUUGGAUUAGUGACGCAGUCCCGGAGCCCGCCGAGGCCUUGUGUGUGUUUGUGCUGUGUUCAGAUAAUUCGGAAUCGAAUCGUGCUGUUUUAAAAUAAUAUCUGUGAGUGAGUGCGGUAAGGUCCUGGUGGAGGUCCUGACACCGAAUUGUGCUUUGUGUUCGGCCCACGGGUCGAGAAGAAUUUAAUUUGUGACAAAAUCAACAUCUCUACACCUUGAACUUUGGAUACGACGCAUCUUUCGCUGCUAAAAAGGGGGCGCCCAUCAGCUCCUCUCAUAUCUUCUUCGCCUGCUGGGCCAAGUCGAGUAGUGGGUGGUGCGGCCGGAUGUCUUUAGACGUCGUGACGACGACAUGACGCUGCUGGACGCCAUGGCCGCCAAGGUGGUCGCGCUCGUGCUGGGCGCGGCUGCGCUGCUCGCAGCCCCCGCCGCCUCCACCGUGGAGCAGCUGUCACCGGACCAUGUCCGGGAGUUCUCCUGCGGCAAAAUGUUCUACCGAGUCAUGCACCUGGACGAACUCAAGGACUCGCUGUACGUCGGGGCCAUGGACCGGGUGUUCCGGCUGAAUCUCGCCAAUAUUUCCCAGUCGAGUUGCGACCGCGACUCUCUCAGCCUCGAGCCCAGCAACGUGGCGCAGUGCGUGUCCAAAGGAAAGUCAGAGCAAUUUGACUGUCGGAACCACAUCAGAGUGAUCCAACCGAUGGGUGACGGCGGCCGCCUAUACGUCUGCGGGACCAACGCACACAACCCAAAGGACUGGGUGAUAUACUCGAACCUGACGCACCUGCCACGCCACGAGUACGUCCCGGGGGUUGGCACAGGGGUCGCAAAGUGCCCUUACGACCCUUCGGACAACUCUACUGCCGUCUGGGUGGAGCGAGGCAAUCCUGGUGACUUGCCCGGCCUGUACUCGGGGACCAACGCCGAGUUCACCAAAGCCGACACCGUCAUUUUCCGCACGGACUUGCACAACCUGACCACGGGGAGGAGAGAAUACACUUUCAAGAGGACAUUGAAGUACGACUCCAAGUGGCUCGACAAACCCAACUUUGUGGGCUCUUUUGACAUCGGAAAUUAUGUCUACUUCUUCUUCCGUGAGACGGCAGUUGAAUAUAUCAAUUGCGGUAAAUCAGUAUACUCGCGAGUCGCUCGUGUAUGUAAGAAGGAUACAGGCGGCAAGAAUAUCUUGUCGCAAAACUGGACUACCUACCUGAAGGCCAGACUGAACUGUUCUAUUCCUGGAGAAUUUCCAUUCUACUUCAAUGAAAUACAGAGUAUAUACAAAGUCCCUGGAGAUGAUAGUCGCUUCUAUGGUACAUUCACCACUUCAACCAAUGGGCUGAUGGGUUCAGCUAUUUGUUCAUUCACAAUUGAAGAUAUUGAAGAUGCUUUCCGAGGAAAAUUCAAGGAGCAGGCCCAUUCCUCCUCAGCGUGGCUCCCCGUUUUAAAUACCCGUGUCCCUGAUCCUCGCCCUGGUGAAUGUGUGAAUGACACUGAAACUCUGCCUGAUUCUGUCCUCAACUUUAUCCGCUCUCACCCACUUAUGGAUGCUGCUGUAUCUCACGAACGUGGGGUUCCCGUAUUCUUUAAGCGAGAUUUGAUCCUUACUCAUCUAGUUGUUGACAAAAUUAAUAUCAAUGUAGAUGGUGAAGAGAGGAACUAUGUUGUUUACUACACUGGCUCUAAUGUUGGUCGAGUGUACAAAGUGGUGCAAUGGAUUAAAUCUGACGGUGAACCUCAAUCUAUUCUUCUUGAUGUGUUUGAUGUGACCCCAGGAGAACCCAUUAGGUUGAUGGAAAUUUCACGCCAGCAAAAGUCGCUUUACGUUGCAUCUGACCACCGCAUUCGUCAGGUUGACCUGGUCAUGUGCAAUAGACGUUACAAUAAUUGUCUACGAUGUGUCCAUGACCCUUACUGUGGUUGGGAUAAAGACACUUCAACUUGUAAAAGCUAUGAAUAUGGUUUGCUUCAGGAUGUUUCUAAUGACACUGCUGGUGUUUGUGACUCAUCAGUCCUAAAGAAAAAGUUAGUUGUGACAUGGGGUCAGUCUAUCCACUUAAGCUGCUUUUUGAAAAUGCCUGAAGUCCUAAGGUCACAAACUGUUACUUGGUACCAUUAUUCCAAAGAGAAAGGCCGUUACCAAAUUCAAUUCAGGGCUGACAAAUAUAUUGAGACUUCUGAGCAUGGCUUAGUAAUACUAGGUGUAACAGAAGCCGAUGCUGGACGCUAUGACUGUUGGAUGGGAGGUUCGUUACUAUUAUCUUACAACAUCACUGUUGAUGCACACCGUUGUCUUUCACCAAAUAAAAGCCAAGACUACCAGAAAAUAUAUUCAGACUGGUGCCAUGAAUUUGAAAAGUAUAAAAUGGCAAUGAAAACAUGGGAACGGAAACAAGCAGUGAGUCAAAAUCUUUUAGUAAUGUUUCUUUUUACUCGUUCUUUACCUCCACUCUCACUUCCCUCUUGGAGGUGGGAGAACGAGUAUUGUGCUUGGUCUGGUGUAAUUUAGCGACUCGAUUCAUCUCGGUAACCCCAACACCUACAACUAUGCCAGUUGUAUCAAACUGUAGGUCUUGGCGGCCUCACCAAUCCAUAAUAGACGUUUUUUUCGGUUUAUUACGCAAAAUUGAAAGAAAUUUCAGAAAUAAGGUCGAAAAAAUCGCCGGUCGAGCGUGCGUUUCGGAUGGUUUUUCUACACGGACAAAUAUCUUAAUAGAGAUAAGUUUUACCUGAAAAAAAUUGGCUAAACAACUAAAAGUAGGCUAGCCGUUAAUGUUUCAACUUAAAACAAUCAUAUUAUAACCUUUUUUGGUUCUCAUAAUGAUUAAAACCUAUCUCAAAUGAAAUUCUUCUAACACGAAAAAAACAAUCAAGCGCAUGCGCGAACAGCGCCAUCUAUUGAGAAAAGCUAAAAC